Molecule: messenger RNA, 1959 nt
Organism: Spodoptera littoralis (African cotton leafworm)
Lineage: Eukaryota; Metazoa; Arthropoda; Insecta; Lepidoptera; Noctuidae
Source: the annotation of a GenBank genome assembly
AUGUCUGAUAUCAAUGUGUGUCGCAUAUGCUUGUGUAAUAAAGACGUAAAAAUAUAUAGUUACGAUCGUUUUCAUUUAAAGCAAUAUUAUGAAGAAGUUUUAGGGAAAAAAAUAAAUAAGCAAGAUGGUCUGCCAAACUGCUUCUGUUAUGAAUGUGCUGGCAUGUUGUACAAGUUCCAUAAGUUCAAGGAAAAAUGUCACAGAGGCGAGCAUGCUCUUACUGAAUUAUUGUGGAAUGGACCUAUUACUCUAUUAUCUAUAUCUAAAAUAGACAGAGAGAGCAACAACUUAAAGUCUUCUAUAAACAUACUUUCUACAAACAAAAGAGUUAGGACUUACACAAUAAAGAGCAAAACAUUAAAGUUAUUCAAAAAAGAAAUCAAAAAUGUCGAACCGGAACUCAAAAUAGACUAUGAUAGUGAUUCUUCUGUGGACAGUAAAAACUUAGCAGAAAUAAAAAAUGAAAUAUUAUACGAAAAAGAAGAAUGCAAAAUGGCUGAAGAGAAGAUUAAUAAUGAUUUUGAAAAUGUAAUAACAGGUCUAGAAACUGAUGAUAUUUUCGAUGACAAUGAAGACAUAGAAGAAUCGAAACAAACAGAAGAAUUAAAUGACUUUAAAGAUAUAAAAGAAGAAUCUGCAACAGACAAUAAUAUUGACUUAGAGAACAAUUAUAAUACGGAAAUUGAAGAAAAUAAAAUAAUCCACAAAAGAAGGAAAGCAAAAAAGAAGAAUGUAGAAGUAAAAACUAAAAAAUUUGAGGUUUUAAGUACAGAAGAUAGUAAGUUAGAUCCCAAUCAUUGGUUAAAGAUUAAUUUAAGCGAAGAGGAGGCUUUAGAAGGCUUUACAGCGAGGGCAAAAGACCGCAAGUACUUGUCUGCGGCGUAUCAAUGUAAUGAUUGUUAUAAGGGAUUCUCUAAAGAGGAUAUGCUGAAUAGACAUUUUAAAUUAAGACAUUGUGAGUCUGUAGGGCCAAUAGUCUGUCGUUUCUGCCACAUGCGAUUCAAACGGAAAUGUUAUCUAACCAGGCAUAUUACGCAGCACUAUACUAAGUACAAAUGUCUACGGUGUGAUCUCAUAUGUCCUUUGAAGAACACAGCAUUGUUUCACAAUGAAUAUCACAAUGGUGUGAUCAGGAAAUGUAUGCAUUGCGGCGAAGAAUUCAGACAUUUAUCAACGUACUACACGCACCUGCGCACGCACCGCAGCGAGCACGUGUGUACUCUGUGCGGCGCCUCCUUCGUGAGUAACAACGGACUCAACAUGCACAAACGGACCAUGCACGUUACUACAGUCGUUAAUCGAGACGAAGAAGAGGUGAACACGUACUGUUCGCGGUGUGACAUCAGAUUUGAAACCCGGAAGGCGUAUGAAGAACAUUUGUAUCACUCAGCAAAACACACCGAAGGAUCCGAGGAUCUUGCUUGCGACAGCUCAGCUGUAUCAAUACCUAAAAGAAGGAAGAAGUUCUUUAGAAGGAAUCCACGGAAAAUGACACCCUGUAACAUUUGUAACAAAAACUUCCCAAGUUUAGCUGCGUACAUGAAGCAUCAUAGCGCUGAACAUAAGGACGAGCCUCUACCAACCAAAGAUGAAGAACGACACAUCUGCGAGAUAUGCGGCGCAUCGUUAGCGGCAAGUAGCGUAGCAAGUCAUCUAAACACACAUACGCGCGAGAAACUAUACACUUGCGCUAUAUGCCACACGCAGUUCAAUAGUAAAGGAAGCAUGAAUAGACAUCAACUGACCCACACCGGUGAAAAGCCAUACGAAUGUUCAAUGUGUCAGAAACGGUUCACGCAAAAAUCUAGUAUGCAACUGCAUUAUCGCACGUUCCAUCUGAAACAACCGUAUCCGAAGAGAAACAGAAGAAAAGUGCCAGUAAAUCAAUUAGACAUAGAAGAUUACAGAAUAAUCAAUGACGAUUCGGAAGAAAAUCAUAAAGUUGAUCGGUGGCGAUGA